Pyrus x bretschneideri (Chinese white pear) is the source of this 1063-nucleotide messenger RNA. Its product is annotated as 60S ribosomal protein L10. NCBI's taxonomy places the organism in Eukaryota, Viridiplantae, Streptophyta, Magnoliopsida, Rosales, Rosaceae. Gene Ontology annotation, cellular component: cytosolic large ribosomal subunit; ribosome. Gene Ontology annotation, biological process: ribosomal large subunit assembly; translation. The coding region runs from base 138 to 812 and encodes 224 amino acids. The transcript has 4 exons. Gene Ontology annotation, molecular function: structural constituent of ribosome. The record is from RefSeq and is a predicted model, not a curated record.
UAAUUGGGCCUUUGUGAUGAAACCGUAUAGGCCGGAGUAGGGAUUCCGCGGGGUACCAAGUAUAAAAAGCCCGCGACAGGGUUUGUGACGCGUGUUCUUCCCGGUAGCGUAAACAGGAGAGAAUCUAAGAGAUCGCCAUGGGAAGGAGGCCUGCAAGGUGCUAUAGGCAGAUUAAGAACAAGCCAUACCCGAAAUCGCGGUUCUGUCGCGGUGUCCCUGAUCCCAAGAUCAGAAUUUAUGAUGUUGGAAUGAAGAAGAGGGGUGUUGAUGAGUUCCCCUUCUGCGUCCAUCUUGUGAGUUGGGAGAAGGAGAAUGUCUCGAGCGAGGCGCUUGAGGCAGCUCGCAUCGCCUGCAACAAGUACAUGACGAAAUCUGCUGGGAAGGAUACUUUCCAUUUGAGAGUGAGGGUGCAUCCGUUCCAUGUGCUGCGCAUCAACAAGAUGCUUUCAUGCGCUGGGGCUGAUAGGCUCCAGACCGGAAUGAGAGGUGCGUUUGGCAAGCCACUGGGAACAUGUGCUCGAGUUGCUAUCGGGCAGGUCCUCUUGUCUGUUCGCUGCAGGGAUAGCAACGGUCAACAUGCACAGGAGGCCCUCCGCCGUGCAAAGUUCAAGUUUCCGGGCCGCCAAAAGAUUAUUGUCAGCAGAAAGUGGGGUUUCACCAAGUUCAGUCGUGCUGAUUACGUGAAGUACAAGAACGAAGGCAGAAUCCAGCCAGAUGGUGUUAAUGCUAAGCUUCUCGGCUGCCAUGGUCCUCUGGCUAAUCGUCCAUCGGAAAGAGCUUUCCUUUCUGGACCCGCCUCGUCGACUGCUUGAAAUAUGAUACUGCUUAUAUAGUAGCAUUUAUUUAGAACUCAUGACGAGUCUAUCUUUCUGGGGUUCGUCUAGUUCGAAUAAAACGAAUAUGGUGAGUGGUAUCUGCGAUGUGUGAAGGCGUGUUAGACUUAUCAUAACUUGGGAUCCAAGACUCUUCUCCUCUUGUGUACAAUAGCCUAAACAGUUGUAAUUGCUAUAUCUUGAGAUCAUUACCGUAUAUAGUUUGGUCAGAGAACCAAGCAAUUGGUUUU